AUGUGUCCAAGCAGGGAUGCCAAUGACCAUGUGGGGAAAAGAAGGGUUCUUUAUGAGUGUGAAUCUCCGGUUGAACCCGAAAUUCAUGACUGGAGAAGUGAGAUACGAGGUGGGUUUGUUGAAAAAGUUGUGAAAUUUGAGGAAUUUAUAGGUGAAGAACCAAAAGAGGAAAGUUUCCUACUUCAAGAUUUUGUUGAUGAAAGUUCUGGAUCGCCAACGGGACAUGAGGGUUCAAAGACUGAUGAAUAUGAAGUUUGCAGAGAAGUUGGAGUUGUUUGUUUGUCAGAGAAGAGUGUUGACGAUGAAAGUUCUGGUGGGCAUGGUUGUCUAUGCGGGCGCUCAGAGAACAUGGUUGAUCAAAGUUCUGAGAGGCAUGAAUUUGGAGAAAUUGAGGUAGAUUUGACAAAAAACGAAGUGGGAAUCUUUGAAAGUGAAGAUAUCAAAUUUCCAGAGUGUGAUGGCAGUGAUCAUGAAGCUGAUCGAGCCAAAGAGAGUGUAGUCGACGGUGUGGAAAAGGAGGGGUUGCUUGGUGAGGAUGAUUGGGAGGGAAUAGAAAGAACUGAAUUGGAGAGGCUUUUUGGUGCUGCAGUGGUGUUUGUUGGGUCUAAGAGUAAUGCUGAGAGAAGUUCAAGUGUUGGAAGUGAUGUGAAGACGAGGUUAGAUGGGCUUCACAAGAUUGCCACUCGAGGGCCUUGCUUUGAACCCCAACCUAUGGCAUUCAAGGUCUCUGCACGAGCAAAAUGGAAUGCUUGGCAACAACUCGGAAACAUGAGUGCAGAGGUAGCGAUGGAGCAGUAUAUCACACUUCUUUCAGAAAGAGUUCCUGGGUGGAUGCAAGAUGUUCACGGUGAUUUUGCGGAUGCCCAAGUGUAUGAGAAGAUAGCUUCUGAUCUGAAGACAUUUGUGCAAAACCAAUCAGAACCUGCAGGGGAAAGAAAAGUGGAAGAACUAAAGCCUGAUUUUAAAGGUUUAGAUGAGACAGGGGUGAGAGUCUUAAAUAAUUGA
Prunus armeniaca (apricot) is the source of this 1005-nucleotide messenger RNA. NCBI's taxonomy places the organism in Eukaryota, Viridiplantae, Streptophyta, Magnoliopsida, Rosales, Rosaceae. The record is from the annotation of a GenBank genome assembly.